Messenger RNA from Trichomonas vaginalis G3, 993 nucleotides. RefSeq lists its product as uncharacterized. The coding region runs from base 1 to 993 and encodes 330 amino acids. Lineage: Eukaryota; Parabasalia; Trichomonadida; Trichomonadidae. The record is from RefSeq and is a predicted model, not a curated record. The transcript has a single exon.
AUGUUCACCAGAAUUCUAUCUUUAGAGGAUGACAAUAUUUGGAAUAGUUACUUCAAUAAUCAAUUUACAGGAGUAGAAACUAAAAACAGUCAAAACUGUGAUCUCCCAACAGGAAAAAAACAAUAUUUCUUAGAUGAAUGCAACUUUUUUGAUGAUCAUGAUAGAGUUAUCUAUUUUAAUAAUGUUUCCGACACUUUAUUUCUACAUAAUCAGUGUUCAUUUAGUAAAUGCACUUCAACAUUAAAUGGAAGUUGCGUUUACUACCAAAUUGGCAAGAAUAGUUCAAUUGUUCAACGCAAAUUCUGUUGUACAAAAUGCGAAGGUAAAGGAAAUGGCCAAUUUUCAUAUACAAAAGUUGACACAGAUAACAUAAACUUUAUUAUUGAAAGUUCCAUUUUCGAUGUAGGAAAUGAAAAUGGAGGAUCUGUUUGUCAAACAGAGAAUGAUAAUGUCGUUGUCUCAUCAACAAAUUUCUCAUCAAAUAAAGCUUCUAACCAACCUGCUGGACAUUAUAGAGGUAAAUCACUUCAAUACACAACAACAUUUAACUAUUCAACUGUUGUUAAUAAUUUAGCAACAAAUAAUAUAUUAAAUGUUUGGUAUAAAGCUUUGAUUGAUUCAUGUAAUAUUAUAAAUAAUACCAAAACAACAUCAGAAAGUGGAAUUAUUUACCAUACAGUUAAUUCUCUUACUGUAAAAAGUUGUUCUUUUAUUAACAACACUACUCCUCAAGGUUCAUAUUUGAUAUAUAACAAAGAAGCCGAUCAAUUAACAGUUGAUAGUUGUUACAUUGACAAUUCGAUUUCAUCAACAUUUCUUAGUAAUGUAAAACCUAAAAAUACAAGAGAACUAUUUACUAACAAAUUGAUUCAUUUUUCAACUGGUAAUUGCCAAGCAGAAUUUACAAUUAUCAAAUCAAUAGAUAAAACUGAAUCCAUUGCAAUUUUCUCUCACCGAUUCCCACGUCGUCGAUUAUUAAAUAUUUUAUAUUAA